Trichoderma reesei QM6a is the source of this 747-nucleotide messenger RNA. RefSeq lists its product as uncharacterized. NCBI's taxonomy places the organism in Eukaryota, Fungi, Ascomycota, Sordariomycetes, Hypocreales, Hypocreaceae. The record is from RefSeq and is a predicted model, not a curated record. The transcript is spliced from 2 exons. The coding region runs from base 1 to 747 and encodes 248 amino acids. Gene Ontology annotation, molecular function: protein binding.
AUGUCCAUCCUGAACCUCGCCAUCAUGGUCAACGACACAGAAACUGUAGUACUCGUACUUGAAGAGGCUGCAGAAACCGCCGAACGAUCACCAAUAAGAGACACCGUGAUUCAAGACGCAACUCGCCCGCUAUGGACAAAAUGGUUCUCAUGGGCGAUAGGUAAGAACCGUCUCGAGAUCGCCAGACGAAUGCUGCGCGUGGCCGGUAUACCAAGCUACCUCAACCAAGAAGACAGAUAUCUGGACAAAUUGCUUCUCUUGGCCAUAGAGAGAUGUAGAGGAGCGGACAUGGCGACGCUCCUGCUCGAGCAUGGUGCAGACCCGGAGUUUUGUGAGAACGGCGAUACACCUCUUCAUCUUGCCGCGGGGGAAGGCAACAAGGAGAGGAGCAGGAUUCCGCUCAUGGAGGCGACCAGUCACAGGGACAUGGACACAAUCAAGCUCUUCCUCCAGUCGCCGCGCCUCAUCCUCAACCAGCGGGAUUACUGGGGUGAAAUCGCUCUUCACAAGAUCAUCUCAAAAGGAAGGCCUGAUAUUGCAGAGCUGAUGCUCACUUGGAAUGGCAUCGAAACCGAUCAGCGGGUUUUCAAGGGACACACGCCGCUGAUGGUGUGUCUCCUCAACAUGGCCGGGACCGCCGAUAUGAGUCCCUACCUCUCCCUGUUCAAGAAGCUGCUGAUGCGCGAGGGCAUUGAUGUGGAGAGUUUUCAGCGAGAUCAUGCGACCAUUGUAUCGGAGCGUCUUUGA